This is a messenger RNA of Trichechus manatus latirostris (Florida manatee), 1011 nucleotides long. RefSeq names its product olfactory receptor 52B6. Gene Ontology annotation, cellular component: plasma membrane. NCBI's taxonomy places the organism in Eukaryota, Metazoa, Chordata, Mammalia, Sirenia, Trichechidae. Gene Ontology annotation, molecular function: G protein-coupled receptor activity; olfactory receptor activity. Bases 1 to 1011 code for a protein of 336 amino acids. The record is from RefSeq and is a predicted model, not a curated record. Gene Ontology annotation, biological process: G protein-coupled receptor signaling pathway. The transcript has a single exon.
AUGACACAGGUGAGGGCUCUGCAGAAAAUCAUGGCCCUUUCAUCUGCCAACAGCUUAGCUGCUUUGAACAACUCUGACACGCGUAUGACAGGCUGCCUCCUCACUGGCAUCCCUGGGCUGGAGCACCUGCACAUCUGGCUCUCCCUCCCCUUCUGUGCCAUGUAUAUAGCUGCCCUCGCAGGCAAUGGCAUACUAAUUUGUGUCAUCCUCUCUCAGUCAAGCCUGCAUGAACCCGUGUACAUAUUCCUGUCCAUGCUGGCUGGCACUGAUAUCCUGCUCUCCACCUCCACCAUGCCCAAGGCUCUGGCCAACUUCUGGCUCAGUUCUAGCCAUAUUUCCUUUGACGGCUGCCUCACUCAGAUGUUCUUCAUCCACUUCCUCUUUGUAGCAGACUCUGCUGUCCUGCUGACCAUGGCCUUUGGCUGCUAUGUGGCCAUCUGCUCUCCUCUGCGAUAUGCCACAGUCGUCACGAGCACAGUCAUUGGGAAGGCUGUUACUGCCUUCCUGACCCGCAGCUUCAUCAUCGUGUUUCCAUCCAUCUUUCUGCUCGACCGCCUGCACUAUUGCCGAAUCAACAUCAUUGCACGUACCUUCUGUGAGCACACGGGCAUUGCCCGUCUGUCCUGUUCUGGUAUCUGCAUCAAUGUCUGGUAUGGAUUGGCAGCUGCUCUUCUCUCUACAGGACUGGACAUCAUCCUUAUCUCCGUUUCCUAUGUCCACAUUCUCCGAGCUGUCUUCCGCCUCCCUUCUCAAGAUGCCAGGUCCAAGGCCCUGAGCACUUGCGGCUCCCAUGUCUGUGUCAUCCUACUCUUCUACAUCCCUGCCCUUUUUUCUGUCUUUGCCUAUAGGUUUGGUGGGAGACGCAUGCCACCCUAUGUCCAUAUUCUCCUGGCCAACCUCCAUGUGGUCAUCCCACCUAUGUUCAAUCCCAUUAUUUAUGGAGUGAGGACAAAGCAGAUUUUGGAAGGGGCUAAACAGAUGUUCUCAGAUUUUACCAAGGAAUCUAGAUAA